Blastomyces gilchristii SLH14081 is the source of this 5656-nucleotide messenger RNA. RefSeq names its product C2H2 transcription factor. Gene Ontology annotation, molecular function: DNA-binding transcription factor activity, RNA polymerase II-specific; RNA polymerase II cis-regulatory region sequence-specific DNA binding. The record is from RefSeq and is a predicted model, not a curated record. Lineage: Eukaryota; Fungi; Ascomycota; Eurotiomycetes; Onygenales; Ajellomycetaceae. The coding region runs from base 3201 to 4628 and encodes 475 amino acids. Gene Ontology annotation, cellular component: PcG protein complex; transcription regulator complex. The transcript is spliced from 6 exons. Gene Ontology annotation, biological process: regulation of transcription by RNA polymerase II.
GGCAUGUUUAUUCCGUAGUCCAAAGAGACAUGAGAUAUCCUGAUAUCUGACGUUCUGCCCACGCCAACAUUAAAUUGACUAGCAAGUGGAGAUCGUGCCAGAAGAGUAAGAAGCCAGCCCGGUGAGUGAUGGAAAUACGCCUUGUGAGCUGUAGAAACCAGGGAUAGUCGACUAUGUUGAAUUGGCGGGUGGAAUAACAGGUGUAGAAUGUGUAGAAUAUGAAGUUAGAAUGCGAUUGUUGAGGUAAUAAAUAAUAACUCAUGGAACGAAACCGGAUGUCGACUUGUCUCCAGAACCGAACAACAACAACAACGACAACAAACCACCACAACCACCACAACGAAUUUCACCCCAAAAGGUCGUCGGCUCGUUAACCGGCAAAUCGCACCACGCAGGCAGCCCUCUGGAAACAAGGGAACGGGCCGACCCAUUUUUGCGGCUGGCAAGGUCUGAUCGAGAUCUUGGAAUUGGCCCUGGGCCUGGGUGGAGUUGCGCGCAACGGCACAGAAUAGAUCACUCCGUAUACGGAGCACUCUUUUGCGGUAAUAAUAAGAAUAAUAAUAGGCGUGUCAGCUUGUCUGCCAUCUCGGCCUUUUUGUGAUGAGCAUCUGAUACCAAGCCAUCGGCAUUAUCAAGCGCUAAAUCGCGAACUUUGUGCUCCGUAUAGCCUGGAUCAUGUUUAGCUUUUUGGGUUUUGAACCAACUCCCAGCCGAACCCGGCUCGAGAUGUUAGUGACGGACGGGUUAGAAAGCUCCCUAGUCCACUGGUUGGCUAGCUGAACCAGCUCUCUCAUUGGAACAACUCCCACUAUCGUAUGACCAGUCAGAGGCUAGCGGGCGCGCCACCUGCGACCCUCCCUGUUGUGUACAGAGUACAUGCGGGCACCUCCCCCUGAAGCCUGCGUCGACAGUUCUCUCCUGGUCUCCAGGAGUUCGCAUUCUGAGCAUCUAAUCUAGCCUUGGAGAGUUUCUCAUUUUCUCUACGACUCCCGACAGCUCCGAAGCACCAAGUCGCAAGAUCAACUCAUUAACCAGCAUAGCUUGAUUUGACCCGCUUUACUUUAUACAUAAAUCAAGGGUCGGCGUGUUUGAGGUGCCAGACACCUGAUGCGUGCAGCCUCGCACCAACACAUGUAUGCCUGCAUUGGUCAGGGUGCCCGCCGUAUCAGAUUGGCCCACGGGCGACAUCCCCGCGCCAGUUGGCGUUUGGUCCCUUUCAGACUUCAGUGAUGGCUCUGGUAUCUCUGCAGCGCCGAGCAGCCUGGUAAGUCACAAUUCAAGCUUGGCCACACCAUUUCAACCCACGACGGAACCUUCCUGAUCUUCCGCGAUUGGUGCGCCGCCUCGUGCUGCCGGGUUCACACUGCUUUGGCCCGAUUAGUCGUCAAAGUGGUCAACCCUGCUGCAGAAAGAUCGAGAAAUUAUAAGCAUCACUAACGAGUGGGCCUUGCUCUGGCGCUGGGUGUGUGUGUACAGCCUACGGGCGCAGUGUUGGGCUAGCCCAGAGUUGUCCUUUGCUUCCCGCCGCCCAGUGUCUGCGCUUCAAUAAUGCUUCAUCCGUCGGACCCGGCCAUAUUUCCCAUUUCCUCCCCACCAGCAAUUGCAGCGGUUGACCAAGAGCGAAACAGAGUGACGAAUCAACCACAGCAAUUUUUUUCCUCAAGGCUGGGUUGGUUCAACUCAAUAAGGAAACUUACACCUUGGCAAAAUAAAAAUCCUGAUACUGUGCAUCGAGCCGGUGCUCAGCCGACGGUCGUUCUGGAUCGGGGUCUUCAGGUCCAAAAAAUACAGGCCUUUUUCGAGUAUUACUUUGUAAAAACAAGAACUCCGGACGAGAUGCAAACUCUUGCCUUGUACAUUCCAUUUGCCAUUUUUAUUAGUGGUUGCACUUACCCUCUGGAUAGGUAAAGCCCAACUGCUAGCUUGCUGACCAUUGUUCUUGUCCGGGUUCCUGGCGGUCUUCGUCUAGAUCCACCUUGCCUCGCUGAGGCACCCGCGGAUAGUCGCCAUUAUUGGGCGUUCUCCUGCUCACAUCCGGGCCUUGUUUUUACAGCCGGCCCCCAAAACUGACGCUAAGCUAACUGCCCAGUCUGGGAUUUUUUAGUGUCUGCUUAAUUUCAAGCCCUGAACCAUUUUGGGGGCUUGAGAGCUGCAACCCCCAGCCAGUAACCCACCACCAUUUCCUGUCAGGGAUAUCCGAUCCUAUCCCAAGAUCCAACCUUUGCCUGACUCUCACGCUCUUCCCAUCUUAACAGUAUUUUUUGGGGUUCAUCCUCUUAAAAUUCGAAUCUGCAGCCGAAGAGGAGAACCUCCAAAACGCACGUCAUUACUUUUUUGCUUUAAUUUUUAUUUUCGCGGGUAACGACAAUUAAGGCGCCAACCUUCCUAUCAUCCUGCUCUUGGUCUCCGCUUAUCUCUUCCUAUUUGCCCCAUCCACUAUCCGGUCUUCUGUUUCCUGGUAUUCUUGCCCCCAAUAGGCUUCGUCCCCCUGGAACCAUAGUCGGGAAACAAACUGUGGUCUGAACUCUCAGUCCCCUGGCCUGGCGUAUCUUGCCCCAAGUUCCAACGGCAUACUCCGCUUUUGUGUGCUGCCGAUCUUCAGAGUCAUUGUAUAUCUUACCUCUGGUUUCCUUCAACCCUUUUUAAGUGUUUGCCUGCGCAACUCUUGGGACCCCGUUUGAUCCUUGAACCCGUUCGAAAACGCACUUUUGGUUUUUUGACUGAACCACUAGGGGCCUCACUAUAUUUUUCAUUCUGCCUCCCCAUCUGCCUUUUCUCAACCGCGAGCUAUUCUUGCCAAGUGCUGGGGACCAAUUGAGAUUGCGGCGAUCGCAUGACCAGCUUCCACACACCAAAAUCACACUCUAUUCGCAGCAGUUUACUUGCGCCGCAUGUCGACUUAGCAGAUGCGGAUAACAUUUAAACGCCAAUCGUCAUCGGCAGCAAAAGAAAAGUAGUAGAAGAAAGAAAAAGCAAAGAAGCUUGUUCUAAAAAAAAAAAAAAAGAAAGGAAAAGCAAAGAACAAAAUAAUAGAAAAAGAAAUCAAGUUACACUAUCUUUAUUCCAACUGACGUGCGCCGAAUGUCAUUAUUCUCCGCUGGCCUCAAGGAAGGAAACCCACCCUCCCACGCCUUCGUUAGCUGCGCCGUACAGACAAGGUCGGCCCUCGCGCUCGAUCUGCCCGUCCGCUGAAAUUCGAGAUGGAGACGGCUGUCCCAGUUGCAUAUAAUGUCACGAACCAUGACAUGAAUGCUGUUGCCCACCGCCGCAUGAUGGCUCCACAUCAACAACAUCAUCAUCAUCACCAUCAUCAUGACCAGAAUAUCGCGUACUUCUCGAACCCACCAAUUCCAUAUUCAACCCCUCUGCAGCCACCGUCAUUCGGCGGUUUCGGUCACAUAUUGAAUAACCAUCCUCAUCAUACAUCCUAUCAGGGCUACUUUAACUCGAAUCCGAAUCCCAAUCCCCAAGUGAAUUCGCAUCAUCAUCGGCUGGCCACUGAGACGAAUCCGGUACACCAGGUUUCAGAUAUCCGUCAUGUCAAAAAUCCCAACCAGCGUUUAAUCAGACCUUCACCACCAAAGGAAGACACUCUCCCUCCUGCUCCUGCUCCUGCUCCUGCUGUUGCUCCUCCCCCUCCUCCUCGGCUGCCACCGCAGCGCGUAAGCGUCGCACCAGUGCGAAAUACCACGCAGCAUGAGGACUCGAAGCCUAUGCCCAAGCCCGGGGUGGAGUUUGGGACGGAAGUGGAUACUCUGAUGAAGGCCAUACAGUCUAAACCGCAACCAGCAUCGCCUCAAGUGGAACAUCAACUCCCUCCUUUGCAUCAAAAGUUUAAUAAUGGUGUCGCCAAUUGGAUUCACCCAGCUUACGCCAAUCAAAUGGCCGGGAACCAGGCUAUUUUCCCUAACGCUCCUCAAGAUCGUGUUCCACCCCCGAACCAAAAAGCCAAAAGGAAAUACGAAUGCACCCUCCCCCAUUGCAGGAAGAGCUUUUUCCAGAAGACGCAUCUGGAUAUCCAUAUGCGGGCACAUACUGGUGACAAGCCCUUUACAUGCAAAGAGCCCUCAUGUGGCCAGCGGUUCUCUCAACUGGGAAAUCUUAAGACACAUGAACGAAGACAUACGGGCGAGAAACCUUACUCGUGCGAGAUAUGCCAUAAGAAAUUUGCCCAGCGAGGCAAUGUUCGCGCCCACAAAAUUACACAUGAGCAGGCAAAGCCCUUUAAAUGUCAACUAGACGAUUGCGGGAAACAAUUUACACAAUUAGGAAAUCUCAAAUCCCACCAAAAUAAAUUCCACGCCCAAACCCUCCGAAACUUGACCCUACGAUUCGCAUCCAUUGGCGACAUCGACCGCAUGUCCCCACAGGACAAGGAGUUGUGGAGUUACUUCUCCACCCUCUAUCGGAAUAGCAACAAGGGCAUUAAGGGCCGUGGUAAGGACCGCCGUGUAUCAACUGCCAAAACCUCAACUAGCGCCUAUGAUGGGAGCCAUUCGGAAAGCGAGGGUGAGGCCAAAGGCCGCAGUCGAAGUUACGACCGUGCAUCAGCAGUGAUGACUUCCAGCAGCGACGAGCCAGAUUACCGUGAGCAGCUUUACCAUCAUAGAAAUGGUGCUCAUCAUUGAGAGCAAGCUUUUCUUACUCCGUCCUCCGCGAAGGUUAUCAUGGGUAUCAGCGGAAUUGCAUAACAAGGAGACCUAAUCGUUACCGGCGGGCGGGCUUCGGAAGUCAAAUCCUUUUCAGAUGCGGCUUCGUGCGCGAACCCGUGCUCUCAUUUGAUUGGAAAAUUUUCCGUAUAUAUUCAAUACCUUUAUUCCCCCUCUCCUUUUUUUCGCUUUAUUUCUGUUUCCUAUUUUUUGUUCUUCGGCUCUAUAUACCUCUUCUGCGUGUGCGUGUUUUCGACUCAGAUUUGGAAUAUUUUUCCCCUGCUGCUUUUGGAAUUUGAGUCAUCUAGGUUUUGUUUUAGUUAUCCCUGUUCCCUUUGUUUCAUUUUUUUUAUCGCGCAUUGGCAAGGCGCCGUUUUUACAGUGAUAAAGCAGGAAAAAAGGAGUGGAAGAAGGGAGGAAAAGAAAAAGGCAUUCAUCAUGGCCAUGAUCAUCGGCAAAACCAUUGAAGCUGGGAUUGUGCACAUAGCAUUUGGACUGGAACUUUCAGGGACUUUUUGUUGUGUGUGUGUGUGUGUGUGUGUGUGCUACAUGCUUUCCUUAACAUAUUUGGGAAGGGGCGGGAGGCUGCGGGGGUUGUGGGCGAAUAUCUGAACAGACAGAGCGGAGGGAAGAUAGAGCCAAGCAGGGAGAAGAUAAAAUAUACCUAUCUGGUGUUGUAUGGAUAUGGGAAACAAUACUUAGCAAGGUGUUGGGCGACUGGGUUACUAUACUACCAUUUUGUUCGGGGUUUACUCUUCUUUGGCUACAUUAGGGUAUUGAUAUAAAAUUUAUCAUAUUAUAAUAUUUGCUUUAUUUUGAUGUACGUAUCUAGUGCUUGGAUGCGAGGGAGGAAGCCUGAAGGACCUUAAAGCCGUACGACUGGUGUCGUUGAAUUAUAUUUCUACACACGAAUAUCCUGAAAGGCAGCGAAACCGCCUCAAAACAAGCGCCCUUAGCACUGCAGAAAACCUCCUGGAUAUAUACAAAAUAAAAUCAAACCCGUAGGU